This is a messenger RNA of Triplophysa dalaica, 3168 nucleotides long. RefSeq names its product E3 ubiquitin-protein ligase RNF182. Lineage: Eukaryota; Metazoa; Chordata; Actinopteri; Cypriniformes; Nemacheilidae. The transcript is spliced from 2 exons. The coding region runs from base 949 to 1692 and encodes 247 amino acids. The record is from RefSeq and is a predicted model, not a curated record.
AAGCUGAAAAUCAUCUAAACCAAUGUGAAGUGACGCCUAUACGAGUGUGAGCGCAUCCCGGUGAGAAGAAGUGAAGGCGCGCGCGCGGACACCACCGGCAUCUCCAGCAUCCUGACCGUGAAGUCGGAGCUCGCGCUGGCUCCUGUUGCCACAGCAACCACUGAGGAGAAAUCUGUGCGGCUUCUGGUGCUGUAGACUAACCGCAAUGAGGGGGAUGUAGCGGUUGUGUUCGGACAGAUGGGACCUCGAGAUCGACUGUGACUCAACACAGCGACAUUCACAAAGACAUUAGAAGAGAAAAUGUGGCGGUGAUGGACGCGUUUCUAUCGGAGGGAAGAGGCUGGAUGUGUCCGUUUUCGGGCGGCUGUUGAGAACCGACGACCAGAACUUGAGGAUCUGCACUGCUGAAUUCAGAAUAAUCUCACAGCAUUCAGGACGUUCUCUUCAUUCCUGAAUCAAUUAUGGAUAAGGACCCAAAAACAGACGCUUUGUCCGGACUCUUGAUAUCAGAAGAGUUGCCAUCCAAUCUGCUGUGAUGGAAUGUAUUUGGACCUCUCCACUGUCCACCACCUUCAUUUAUUUUCUGUCUCUUCACUUCUGCCUUUCAUCGAGUCAGUCUGGACAAGGCACCAAAGUUCAUUUACGCAUCGAGCGUGGACAUCACACAGAAACACACAUUUAGCAUGCACUGACUUUGUAAAAAAACACAAAAUAAUUUCACGAAUAUUGAAUAUUGAACGUCUCAAUGUUGCAGAAGUAUGUUUGUUAAACUUCUCUUGUAGAUGUGUGUGGUCCGAUCAGCAUUAUGUGAUGCAAGCUUUUCUUUCUAAAUGAAUUUACUCAAGUCUGUUUAGCAAAAACCAAGAGGCAGGGAGGACAUUCCUCAAGUGGUGUUUCCACAGGCUUCCCCGACCCAAACAUCUGCACCAGCUCUCUACGUCUCUCAGGAUGAGUCAGAAGUCAGACCCGGAGGCCGAGGGCUCCCAGGCGCCCGUGCUCUACACGCUGGAGGAACUGGAAUGCAAGAUCUGCUACAACCGCUACGACACGCGCGCCCGCAAACCUAAAGUGUUAAGCUGCCUGCACCGCGUAUGCGCAAAGUGUCUGAAGAAGAUGGUGGAGCUGGACUCCUCUCCCAGCAUCAUCAGCUGCCCCUUCUGUCGCCAAGAGACGCUCGUCCCCGACGAGGAGAUCUGGCUGCUUCAAGACGACAGCAACAUCCUGGCCAUUCUUACGUAUCAGGACCGGGCGCGUAAGGGCGGCACCACGCCCAGCGGGGAGGUCCUCCUGACGCCCAACAGCCUCAGCGGAGGAGAGCAAGCGCACAGCUCGUCCGACUGCCUCGUCAUCACCAUCAUGGAAGUCCCCGGGGAGUCUCGGUCCUCGGAGUCCAUGAGCAUGCUGAACAUGGUGCGCUUGUAUCGGCCGGCCAGUCUGGACUCCUUGCCUUGCCACCUACCCGUGCAGAAGUGCUGGGCGUGGACGUCCCGCUCCAUCCCGCGCUUCCUGAUGGGUGUCCUCUGUUUGGUGUACUUCAGCUCUCUGCCGCUGGGGAUCUACUUGCUGAUGAUCCAGCAGCUCACGAUGGGAGUGAUCCUGGUCAGCCUGGUGCCCUCCACUCUGGUCCUCUGUGUAUUCUACGGCUUUUGCCAAUGUCUGUGCCACGAGAUCAUGGAGGCCAUCGCCACAUGACAGCUUCACCCCCAGACAAAUGUCAAUCAGCAAGAAAGACAAUUUCGGAUCCAGGUGAACCUCGUCCCUUAUUCAGUUUGACCAGAGAACCUGUCAAUCACUUGAGCUUCGUUCCCAGUUUGAGCCGGAGGUAUUGAUCCGCGUCAGAUGUCUGUGGUUUUGUAUCGUGUCUUAAACAACUAUGAUAUAAAUAGCACGUAACAGAGAAUGACUUCCCAUUGUUCCGUCAUAAAUCCACAGCGUGCGUUCAGUGCUAGUAGAUCCUUUCUUCUCUGUUUUCUGUUGCCGAUAUCCCUGGAAUAAUUUCAAGCAUUGUCUCAAUGUAAACCUUGAAGUUUCUAGUUGCCUUUGUAAGGCGUGUCAAUGGCCAAGCUGUAACCUACGUGUACAAAAGUGAAUUUGUGUUUAUCAUUGCUAUGAAAAUGAACAAAUACUUUAAAGAAACCUGUUAAUAAUGAUCAAUAAAGAUGCGUCCAGAUUGAACAGAACCUGUGCCGCCCGUCAGGAAUAACACCUGCCAGAACAUGACAGGAAAGUUUGAAGAAAUGUCAAUGUCAUGUUUAUUUAUAUAGCACCAUUUAACUCAAACGAAGUUGACCAAUGUGCUGCACUCUUUAAACAGAUUUAAAAUGAAUAUAAAAAAUGUAAAACACAAUCAUCAGAAUCAUAAAGAGGGAAGUACAGUAGACUCAUCCAAACACAAUAUCAAGAGACAUAAUAAUAGAACUAAAGAGUCAAAUAUUAAAGUGACUGAAGGCAAGAAGAGAGCUUCAAACUAAGAAACGUUAACAGUCAUCUGUGGUGUCAUCUUGUUAUAGUAAAAAGUGUUGUUUCUGUCAGUCGCUUCCUUAUGCUUUUCUGACAGUUUUACUGUAGUUUUACAGCAGGUUUGCCAGUAACUACUGUAGAUUUAAUUUACAAUUUAGAUUUAAACGUAAACUUACAUUUUCUUUCAUAAACCAAGUCUAAAUAUAUUUGUGUCACUUUUCUUGUUAUGUACAUGUAUCAUAAUUUAAGACAUUUGUAAUAUUUUUACCAGAUUUUCUUUUUUUUUAAAUGCUUAGGAAGAAUGUCUUUUGUUGGCGUGUUGCUUUCCUAAUGGCAGUAAUGAGACCAGUCUCUUCAAGCUCAUUUUGAAUCUCAAAAGUCAGUGUUUCAAUUUGGAUUAAAUUAAAGUUUAACUCAAAUUAAACUUAGUUCUAGUAGGGAAAUAUUUAUUAGUCAAAUCUACAGUAAGUUACUGGCACCUGCUGCAAAACUACAUCAAUGUUUCACAGUGUACGUUGGUAAGAAUGUUAUAUUGGGUCCACAUUGCAAUUUUAGCUCAAAAUCUUCUUUACCGUUUACAGAAAUAAUGUCACUCACUAUCUUGGAUGGGCUGAAGUGAGAAAACAUACUUUUUCCCAAAGAACUAGCGCUUUAAUGCAUCUUACAUGUUGUUAAACUGAUUGUAAAUAUAAUGACUAUGGAAUUGUG